Messenger RNA from Chelonoidis abingdonii (Abingdon island giant tortoise), 2132 nucleotides. It is a transcript of the gene NSF, whose product is annotated as N-ethylmaleimide sensitive factor, vesicle fusing ATPase. The record is from RefSeq and is a predicted model, not a curated record. Gene Ontology annotation, molecular function: ATP hydrolysis activity; ATP binding. Gene Ontology annotation, biological process: SNARE complex disassembly; Golgi to plasma membrane protein transport; intra-Golgi vesicle-mediated transport. NCBI's taxonomy places the organism in Eukaryota, Metazoa, Chordata, Testudines, Testudinidae. Gene Ontology annotation, cellular component: Golgi stack.
AGUUGUGAGGACUUCUUCAAACCACAGAUACAUUUUCACAUUGAGAACCCAUCCAUCUGUUGUUCCAGGCAACAUUGCGUUCAGCCUGCCCCAGAGAAAAUGGGCCGGCCUCUCCAUUGGACAAGAUAUAGAUGUCUCCCCAUACACUUUUGACAAGACCAAGCAAUGCAUCGGCACUAUGACAAUUGAGAUAGACUUUUUGCAGAAGAAGAGCAUUGAUGCCAACCCGUAUGACACAGACAAGAUGGCAGCUGAGUUCAUUCAGCAGUUCAACAGCCUGGCCUUCUCAGUAGGACAACAGCUUGUGUUAAGUUUCAACGAUAAACUUUUUGGCCUGUUGGUGAAGUAUAUUGAAGGCAUGGAUCCCAGCAUUCUCAAAGGGGAGCCUGGCACAAGCAAGAAACAAAAGAUUGAUGUGGGUCUGGUUGUUGGGAAUAGUCAAGUUGCAUUUGAAAAGGCUGAGAACUCCUCUCUCAAUCUGAUUGGUAAAUCUAAGACCAAGGAGAACCGCCAGUCAAUCAUCAACCCUGAUUGGAACUUUGAGAAGAUGGGGAUAGGAGGUCUCGACAGAGAAUUUUCAGACAUCUUCCGCCGAGCGUUUGCCUCUCGAGUUUUCCCACCAGAGCUUGUGGAGCAGAUGGGCUGCAAGCACGUGAAAGGCAUCCUGCUAUAUGGACCGCCAGGCUGUGGUAAAACACUGAUGGCUAGACAGAUUGGCAAGAUGCUGAAUGCCAGAGAACCAAAGGUGGUCAACGGUCCAGAAAUCCUCAACAAAUAUGUAGGAGAGUCUGAGGCCAACAUCCGCAAGCUCUUUGCUGAUGCAGAAGAGGAGCAAAGGAGGCUUGGGGCAAACAGUGGUCUCCACAUCAUAAUCUUCGAUGAAAUUGAUGCCAUCUGCAAGCAGAGAGGAAGCAUGAUGGGCAGCACUGGGGUCCACGAUACCGUCGUUAACCAGCUGCUGUCUAAAAUCGAUGGGGUGGAGCAGCUAAAUAACAUCUUGGUCAUUGGAAUGACCAACAGACCAGACCUGAUUGAUGAGGCCCUGUUGCGACCUGGGAGAUUGGAGGUGAAAAUGGAGAUUGGUUUACCAGACGAGAAGGGCCGACUUCAGAUUCUUCAUAUCCACACAGCCAGGAUGCGGGAACACCAGCUGCUGGCUGAAGAUGUAGAUAUUAAAGAAUUGUCUGUGGAGACCAAAAAUUUCAGUGGUGCUGAAUUAGAGGGUCUGGUGCGAGCGGCACAGUCUACUGCUAUGAACAGACAUAUAAAGGCCACCACCAAAGUGGAAGUGAAUAUGGAGACGGCAGAGUCUCUGCGUGUGACAAGGGGAGACUUCUUAGCCUCUCUGGAGAAUGAUAUCAAACCGGCAUUUGGAACGAACCAGGAGGAUUAUGCAAGUUACAUCAUGAAUGGCAUUAUCCAGUGGGGAGACCCUGUAACAAGGGUGCUGGAAGAUGGAGAAUUGCUUGUCCAGCAAACCAAAAACAGUGACCGCACUCCGCUAGUUAGCGUUCUUUUAGAAGGUCCCCCACAUAGUGGAAAGACUGCCUUGGCAGCAAAGAUUGCAGAAGAAUCCAACUUUCCAUUUAUUAAGAUCUGUUCUCCUGAUAAGACAAUUGGCUUUUCUGAAACUGCAAAGUGCCAAGCUAUGAAGAAGAUCUUUGAUGAUGCAUACAAGUCCCAGCUCAGCUGUGUAGUAGUCGAUGACAUUGAAAGGCUCCUAGAUUAUGUUCCUAUUGGACCACGAUUCUCCAACUUGGUUUUGCAGGCCCUUCUCGUGUUGCUAAAAAAGACACCUCCUCAGGGUCGCAAGCUUUUAAUCAUUGGAACCACUAGCCGUAAAGAUGUCCUGCAGGAAAUGGAGAUGCUAGAUGCUUUCAGCACCACCAUUCACGUACCCAGCAUUGCGACAGGAGAGCAGCUGAUGGAGGCCUUGGAGCUUCUUGGUAACUUCAGAGAUAACGAGCGCAGCACCAUUGCACAGCACGUCAAAGGGAAGAAAGUGUGCAUUGGAAUCAAGAAGCUGCUGAUGUUGAUCGAGAUGUCAUUACAAAUGGAUCCUGAGUAUCGUGUGAGAAAGUUCCUGGCACUCCUAAGAGAAGAAGGGGUUAGUUGUGCUCACUGAGUGGAGG